CAUUCAAAACCGCGUUUGAUAAAGACAACGUGUUAUCCCCUUUACCCACAGUAUUGCUUUCUCUCUCUCUGUUUACAGUCUUCUUCUUUGGUUUGUGUUCAUUCCAAGAACUCUCUUUCUCUCUCUCUCUCUCUCUCUCUCAAUUGCAAAGAAGGCAGGAUAUAACAUGGGAAAGCAAAAGAUGAUACUGAAACUCAGUCUGCAGGAUGAUAAGAAACGGUCCAAAGUUAUGCAAAUUGCUGUCAGUCUUAACGGUGUUAUAUCAGCUGGACUUGAAGGAGAAGCGAAGGACAAGCUUGUUGUGAUUGGGGAUGGAGUGGAUGCUGUUAAACUGAUAAGUGUACUGAGAAAGAAGAUGGGCUGUUCCGUUGAGUUGAUCAGUAUUGGUCCUGUUGAGCAGAAAAAAGCUGAUAAAAAGGAUAAUAAAUCUGAAGGUGAUGGCAAGCAACAACAGCAGCAGCAGCAGCAGCAGCAGCAGCAGCCAGUUACUUUGCCUUACCAUUACUAUGAGUCUCCUGCUGAGACCAAAUAUGAUCCUGGUUGCUCUUUGAUGUGAAUGAAUCGUAACCUGAUAGAGUUUGUAUUUGUGUUUAAUAAUGUUUUGUCAGAAAUUUUUCAUCAGCAACAGAGCACUAUGCUGAUGAAUUGUACAACAGAUCAUCAAAUAUUCAAUCUGCUGAGAACUGCAACUUAAUUAUUUCUGCAUAAAUAUUCCAUGAUUGUUUUAGUUAUUAA
Messenger RNA from Dioscorea cayenensis subsp. rotundata (Guinea yam), 735 nucleotides. RefSeq names its product heavy metal-associated isoprenylated plant protein 47-like. The transcript is spliced from 3 exons. The record is from RefSeq and is a predicted model, not a curated record. Lineage: Eukaryota; Viridiplantae; Streptophyta; Magnoliopsida; Dioscoreales; Dioscoreaceae. Bases 167 to 556 code for a protein of 129 amino acids.